Molecule: messenger RNA, 1256 nt
Organism: Daphnia pulex (common water flea)
Lineage: Eukaryota; Metazoa; Arthropoda; Branchiopoda; Diplostraca; Daphniidae
Product: GILT-like protein 1
Exons: 5
Coding region: 197-904 (235 amino acids)
Molecular function (GO): oxidoreductase activity, acting on a sulfur group of donors, disulfide as acceptor
Source: RefSeq, a predicted model, not a curated record
UGAUCAGCUGUCAGAGACAAGUGUCAAAAAACGAAAAAAGCCCAAACCGCCCAAACCAUGGCGACCAUGGUCGUAUGAUACUGAAUAAACUUGUUUUCAUUGCAGCAGGAGCUUUGUCCAACUGUAAUUAAUUCGAUUACGACAGAUGACAUACGUGUGCGUUUGCAUACGGUGUUCAGCUUUCCGUUCACUGUAAAUGCAGGAUACCAGACCUAAAAACAUGGCGCAACGCCGAGUGAUUUACUUUAUUAUUCGUGGUAUGUUAUUUUGUCUUGCUAUUUUUGGUCUUUGGAGAAUGAUUUCUGUGAUUUCGGAGAACUCUUAUCUGGUCAAAGAGGAACAUGAGUUAAAAGAUGACCAUGUUUUCAUCGAAAUAUACUACGAGUCUAUGUGUCCAGAUAGCAAAUAUUUUAUCAAGCAUCAGCUUAUCCCUACCAUUGAAAAAAUACCUGAAAUUAUUGAUUUCAGGUUGAUUCCUUAUGGAAAAGCAAAGACUAUUGAGAAUGCAACAGGAAUUUUUUUCACUUGCCAACAUCGUGAACUAGAAUGCCAAGGCAACAAGAUACAUGCCUGUGGGAUCAAAUACAUUACAAAUCGAUCAAAACAACUUAAUUUUGCAUCUUGCCUCAUCAAUAAUAUUAGGAACCCCCAAUCUGUAGCAGAAAGUUGUGCACUUGAAGUCAAUGCAAAUUGGGAUGAAAUUCAGAAAUGUUCAAUCAGCAUGGAGGGAAGUGAGUUAUUGAAAGGUUAUGGAGAGGAAACUCACAACUUGAGUCCAACUGUAACAUUCAUUCCCACAGUCGUCCUUGAUAAAAAUCAAGGACAUCAAAAGGAUAUUUUGAAAGAUCUCCUUAAAGAAGUUUGCUCCAAGUAUUCAGGAGACAAACCACCUCCUUGUUUGUAAGCAUGCAACAUCGACUUGAGUCAUUGCGUUCCCUUGCAGUUUCUAAAAAUAUUUCUAAGUAAAUGGUUUUUUCUAUCUUAACUGAUCAAAAUAUCGGUAUCUGCGGCAAUUCUGGAAUAUCUAAAAACGCCAUCGCACAAUAACCACGAUUGCUCGUAUUUUCUUUUUAUGCAAAGAGUUAAUUUUUAAGGGCACUCGUAACAUUUUUUUCAGCUGCGACCUGCGAGGGUUCGUAGUUGUAGUUAAGUAAUCGAUAAUCCGAAAUGUCAUAAGAAAGUUGAAAUUUCUGUUUUCUGUUAUUCUUGUCGUAUUAUCAUUUAUACAUUAAUACACAAACAAGAAAAAUUGUAAA